AUCCGUAUGAUACGCAGCUCAGCAGCAGCAACACGUAUAUACACUGAGGCAUCAACAUGGGUGGUGGUCGUAGGUUGGUGCCUGCUGCCUCCGUGGCGGCGGCGCUCGUCGUCGCCGCCGUCUUCCUCUCGGCCGAGGCGGAGACGACCGCCUCGUCCCUCCGCGCCGGGGCGCCGUUCGACUCCAUCUUCGCCUUCGGCGACUCCUUCACGGACACCGGCAACAACCCCGUCGUCUUCGGCUGGUACAACAUCUUCGACGUCGUCAUGCGCCCUCCCUACGGCAUGACUUUCUUCGGCGGCCGCCCCACCGGCCGCAACUGCAACGGCCGCCUCGUCAUCGACUUCAUCGCUCAAGGCCUGGGCCUGCCUCUCGUGCCACCGUACCUGUCGCACAAGGGGAGCUUCCGGCAGGGCGCUAACUUCGCCGUCGGCAGCGCCACCGGUCUCAACUCGAGCUUCUUCCACAUCGGGGACGCCCCCGGCGCCAACCCGUUCCCUCUCAACAUCAGCCUAGAAGUGCAGCUUGGCUGGUUCGAGGAGCUUAAGCCUUCGCUGUGCAAAACGGACCAAGAGUGCAAGGAGUUCUUCGGCAAAUCGCUCUUCAUCGUGGGUGAAUUCGGGAUCAACGACUACCAGUACUCCUUUGGAAAGAAGAGCUUUCAAGAAAUCAGAGCCUUCGUCCCAGAUCUCAUCCAGACCAUCUCGAGGGGCGCCGAGAGAGUAAUCGAGCAUGGAGCCAAGACUCUCGUUGUCCCCGGGAUGAUCCCGUCCGGAUGUGCGCCGCCGGUCCUCGUCACCUUCGCCGACGCCGACGCGUCGGAAUACGAUGCCACCACCGGCUGCCUCAAGGAGCCCAACGAGAUUGUGAUGCUCCACAACUCGCUGCUGCGGGAGGCCAUCGAGAAGCUCCGGGCAAAGCACCCCGACGUGACCAUCAUCCACACCGAUCUGUUCAACCACGUCACGGAGAUGGUCAAGUCGCCUGAAAAAUUCUGGUUUAAAAAGGACGCUCUUACCAUUUGCUGUGGAGGACCUGGGAGGUACCACUACAAUCUAUCGAUCGUUUGUGGCGACAAAGCUGCAACGACAUGCGAGGAUCCAUCCACUCGUCUGUUCUGGGACGGUGUCCACCUGACGGAGGCAGCUUACCACUUUAUUGCUAAAGAUUGGCUCAACACCAUAGUAAGCAGCUUGUCUGCAAGAGCUAGCUCUUAAAUGAGCUGCCUACAUCCGAAUGGGAGUCAUGGAAACGGUUCUUGGAUUGCACUGUUGCAGUAGUACUGGACCAGAGCAGUUGAUCAUAUCACUACAUCCUUCAAUAAGAUGAUUAUUCGCAAAAAAAAAGAUGAUUGUAAUAAAAUGGGUUUGAAUGGACUAUUGAAUAAAAUUGUUAUUACGUACUA
Messenger RNA from Setaria italica (foxtail millet), 1405 nucleotides. RefSeq names its product GDSL esterase/lipase At5g45910. The record is from RefSeq and is a predicted model, not a curated record. The transcript has 5 exons. Lineage: Eukaryota; Viridiplantae; Streptophyta; Magnoliopsida; Poales; Poaceae. Gene Ontology annotation, molecular function: hydrolase activity, acting on ester bonds. Bases 57 to 1217 code for a protein of 386 amino acids.